AUGUCAGGCAAUAAUAAGACGGUUUAUCGUUCCAGCACCACAGCUCCGGUGAAUAUCGCUGUCAUCAAAUACUGGGGGAAGCGAGAUGAGGUCCUUAACUUGCCAACCAAUUCCUCACUGUCUGUGACUCUUUCACAGAGCGACUUGCGUGCACAUACCACAGCUUCAUGUUCCGAUAGUUACCCCCAUGCUGAAGGCGAUACUCUAACGCUCAACUCCCAACCGCAAAACAUCCGUACCUCCAAGAGAACGCUGGCCUGCCUGGCCGAUCUACGAGCCCAUCGCCGAGCCUUGGAAGAUGCAAACCAAUCUCUUCCCAAGCUCUCAACCUUCCCACUCCGCAUCGUAUCCGAAAACAACUUCCCUACCGCGGCCGGGCUGGCAAGUUCCGCCGCUGGCUUCGCAGCUCUUGUUCGUGCCGUUGCAGAUCUCUACGAAUUGCCUCAGUCGCCAAGCGAAUUGAGCCGAAUUGCUCGCCAGGGUUCCGGAUCAGCAUGCCGCUCGCUAAUGGGUGGCUAUGUCGCCUGGAUAUCUGGCUCUGAGGCGGAUGGAAGUGAUAGUUUGGCGCAAGAAGUUGCGCCAGCGAGCCAUUGGCCAGAUAUGCGCGCAUUGAUACUCGUCGUGAGUGAUGCCAAAAAGGAUGUUCCCAGUACCGAGGGAAUGCAGUCUACUUUUAGAACCUCCCCCCUCUUUCCUUCACGGGUUUCCUCUGUUGUACCUGAAAGGAUGACUGGUAUGGAGAACGCGAUUCGCGCCAGAGACUUUACGGCUUUCGCAGAAAUUACGAUGCGUGACAGCAACAAUUUCCAUGCAACUUGUUUGGACACUUGGCCGCCGAUUUUCUACAUGAAUGAUACCUCUCGUGCCGCUAUCAGGGCAGUCCAUGACAUGAAUCGUGCGGCUGGUGAAACAAUCUGCGCCUAUACGUUCGAUGCGGGUCCUAAUGCUGUUAUUUACUAUCUCGAAAAAGAUGCAGACCGGGUACUGGGUACAUUUCGACAGGCCCUGAACCUUGACACCGAAGGUUUCGGCAACAUCAAGCCCUCUCAGGCAUCUCUCCUUGGCGCAAUUGAUCCCAGGGCUGCGACAUCGCUUAAAGACGGAAUCAAUCGCGUGAUCUUAACUGGUGUGGGUGAAGGCCCCAUCAAGGUGAAUCAUCAUCUCGUUAGCGAGUCGGGUGACACCUUGGGUGGCUCCUCCAGUUGA
Messenger RNA from Ophidiomyces ophidiicola, 1206 nucleotides. It is a transcript of the gene MVD1, whose product is annotated as diphosphomevalonate decarboxylase. The transcript has 2 exons. The coding region runs from base 1 to 1206 and encodes 401 amino acids. Gene Ontology annotation, cellular component: cytosol. Gene Ontology annotation, molecular function: diphosphomevalonate decarboxylase activity; ATP binding. The record is from RefSeq and is a predicted model, not a curated record. NCBI's taxonomy places the organism in Eukaryota, Fungi, Ascomycota, Eurotiomycetes, Onygenales, Onygenaceae. Gene Ontology annotation, biological process: isoprenoid biosynthetic process; isopentenyl diphosphate biosynthetic process, mevalonate pathway.